Molecule: messenger RNA, 3068 nt
Organism: Chenopodium quinoa (quinoa)
Lineage: Eukaryota; Viridiplantae; Streptophyta; Magnoliopsida; Caryophyllales; Amaranthaceae
Product: protein transport Sec1a-like
Exons: 21
Coding region: 609-2618 (669 amino acids)
Biological process (GO): intracellular protein transport; vesicle-mediated transport
Cellular component (GO): plasma membrane; secretory granule
Molecular function (GO): syntaxin binding
Source: RefSeq, a predicted model, not a curated record
CAUAAUAAGGGUUACUUCGUUAGUGUUAUAGGGGUUACUCGGGCAGUUUUAUAGGAGUUACUUCAUUAGUUUAUAGGGGUGUUAUAAGGGUUACUCGAUAAGUGUUAUAGGGGUUAUUUGGUGAGUGUUAUAGGGGUUACCCAUACAAUGUUAAUGAAGUUACUUUUUUCACUUACAAUCGGCCACAUGAUAUAACCAACCUCACACAGGACGAACUGAAAAGAUAUAAUCACAUAAAUAAUUGAACAUGUUACAUUCCCUCAAUCCAAUCCGAUCCAUUGACACACGUUUCCCAAUCCUCAAACCCACGGACAUUCCAUCAUAUAGGCCCAAUACAACACAUUAAUUGAUUAGAGGUCAAACAAAAUAAAGAAAUCAAAGGAGUAGCGAAAAACUGCUCAACACGUCGUCAACGACUAAACGAAGAAAGAAGAAAGACAAAAACAAAAACAAAGAAUGUCCCGCACAAAAAUAACUACCUCUCUAACACCCCGCCUUAUUUCUCGUUUCUCCUCAUUUCUCUCUCUCUCUUUUUUUUCUCUCUCCUAAAAAUUCCGCCAUUGUUACCCAUUCUUCCUAACACAAAACCUUCGCCGAAUUUUUCAACAAUGUCGGCGUCGGAAUUUGACUUCGCCGCCGUUCGCGCCCAAAAAGGAGCCGGUGAUUAUAAGAAUUUCCGCAUGAUAAGCCGUGACCGGUUAUUAUACGAGAUGCUUCAAUCAACUUCCAGUGAAUCAAAAUCAUGGAAGGUAUUGAUCAUGGACAAAGUCACUGUCAAGGUUAUGUCAUCGUCAUGCAAGAUGGCUGAUAUCACUGAUCAGGGGAUUUCAUUGGUAGAAGAUCUAUUCAGAAGAAGGCAGCCUCUUCCCUCUCUGGAUGCUAUUUAUUUCAUUCAGCCGACAAAGGAAAACAUAGUCAUGUUCUUGUCUGACAUGUCAGGAAGAGAACCUCUGUACAAGAAGGCAUUUGUAUUUUUCUGCCAACCUGUUCCGAAGGAAUUAGUUAAUCACAUCAAGAGCGAUAUGAGCGUGGUACCCCGUAUAGGUGCUUUAAGAGAGAUGAAUUUGGAAUUCUUCCCGGUGGAUAGCCAGGUGUUUGUUACUGAACAUGAUUCAGCUUUGGAGGAUUUUAUUGGAGAAAAUUCGCAAAAUACCCGGAAAUUUGAUGCUUGUAUGAAUUCAUUAGCAGUCCGCAUUGCAACUGUCUUUGCUUCAUUAAAGGAGCUCCCCUAUGUACGGUUUCAAACUGCAAAGGAUCCUGAUACAGCAUCUUCACAUGAAUUAAUACCCUCAAAGCUUGCUUCAGCAGUUUGGGACCGUCUGAAGUUAUAUAAAUCCACAAUUCCCAAUUUUCCCCAAAAAGAAACAUGCGAGUUACUUAUCCUGGACAGAGGUGUUGAUCAGAUUGCUCCAGUGAUACAUGAGUGGACGUAUGAUGCCAUGUGUCAUGACUUGCUGGAAAUGGAAGGGGACAAAUUGGUGCUUGAGGUUACUAACAAAACAACUGGUCAGCCUGAGAAAAAGGAAGUUCUUUUGGUAGACAGUGAUCCUGUAUGGCUAGAAAUCCGCCAUUUGCAUAUUGCAGAAGCUAGUGAACGGCUGCAUGACAAAAUGACCAACUUCGCAUCAAAGAACAAAGCUGCAACACUGAGUCAAGCCUCAAGAGAUGGAGCAGAGCUUUCUACACGAGAUUUGCAAAAGAUGGUUCAAGCUUUGCCACAGUACACUGAACAAAUGGAGAAACUUUCUUUGCAUGUUGAGAUUGCUGGAAAAAUAAAUCAAAUUAUAAGAGAUAUGGGGCUUCGAGAACUUGGGCAGCUGGAACAGGAUAUAGUCUUUGGAGAUGCAGGAACGAAGGAGAUCAUCACCUUUUUAAGGGCACAUCAGGAUGCUUCUUCUGAGAAUAAACUGCGGUUGUUGAUGAUUUAUGCAUGCGUGCACCCUGAUAAAUUUGAAGGAGACAAGGCCUCAAAGAUAAUGCAGUUAGCCAAGUUGUCGGCAGAGGAUGUGAAGGCUGUAAAAAAUAUGAGACUGCUUGCUGGAUCAUCAAUCAUUAAGAAGAAAACAAGUGGAAGUUUCUCUCUAACAUUUGAUGGUCAGAGGAAGAAAAUUGCUGCUAGAAAAGAUAGAACCAAUUCAGAGGAGGAAACUUGGGCAUUAUCCAAAUUUUAUCCUAUUCUAGAGGAACUCCUAGAGAAUGUGCACAAAGGUGAGUUGUCAAAGAAUGAUUAUCAAUACAUUAAUGAGCCAACUCCAAUCAACAGAGAACGCAAUCAAACUCAGAGUGUUUCUGCCAGCACAACCACGACAACUGGUCCACGUUCGAUGAGGUCAAGACGAACUGCAACAUGGGCUCGCCCUCAUAGUUCUGAAGAUGGAAGCGGUGACUCGGUAUUGAGAAAUUCGCCCAAUGAUUUUAAGAUGAUGGGAUCACGUAUUUUCAUAUUUAUCCUUGGAGGAGCUACUAGAUCUGAGAUACGAACUUGUUACAAACUCACUACAAAACUUAGGAGGGAAAUUGUACUUGGUGCAACGAGUAUAGAUGAUCCUCCAAAAUAUAUUACGAAGCUCAAGCAAUUCACAGGAAAAGGUCUCUCUCUAGACGGCCUUAGAAUUUGAGCACCUUCCUUCAGCAGUUUCAAGAAGCGACAAAGAUGCUUAUGUUAUGAAUGAUCAUCAAUAUAUUGUAGCCAUUUUGUUCUGCUGCUUUCCUCCAGCAACUGUAAAAAGCAGUUCUUACAGCAUAAUAGCUGCUGCAUCAACACUGUAGAGGCUGAUUUUCAGAUUAGCACAGGUAGAGACUAAGGAUGUUAAUUCUUUCUAAUAUUCUCUCUUCCAUUUUAGUGGAAGUAAAGUACAUCAGGUAUUAGAAAAAAUCAACAUACUAGUGAUGUUAAAGAACUACACUAACAUUCAUUGUAAGGAAAUAGUAGGCAACUUUAUUAGAAAAGUGUUGUAAAACAGUAUUACAAUAUUACAUCAUCAAAAAUCUGUCUCUCAGGAUCACUUAAUUAAGAGUGCCAGAGAUCAAAACAUUUUUGCAGCUGUGUAUUUAACUGGUAUUUUUAA